Messenger RNA from Pomacea canaliculata, 4892 nucleotides. Its product is annotated as putative nuclease HARBI1. The transcript has 15 exons. Lineage: Eukaryota; Metazoa; Mollusca; Gastropoda; Architaenioglossa; Ampullariidae. The coding region runs from base 139 to 663 and encodes 174 amino acids. The record is from RefSeq and is a predicted model, not a curated record.
GAAUUCGUGAAAUUCCCCGCAUCAGAACAAGAGGCACGAAAAUUGAUGGCUGACUACUACUAGUUAGCCAAUUUUCCCAAUGUUGUGGGGUGCGUGGACUGCACUCAUGUGCGAAUUGUAGCGCCUACUGAAAACGAAAUGGAAUUUGUUAACAGAAGGGGCUAUCACUCCAUCAACUGCCAGCUGAUCUGCGAUGCCAACUUGGUAAUAACUCACUGUGUUAUAAACUGGCCAGGAUCAGUUCAUGACUCGAGAAUACUCAGGGAAAGCAGCAUUUGGCAGCUGUUUGAGAGAGCAGCUCGGCCAGUACCAGGAAUGCUGCUUGGGGACAGUGGAUAUCCACUUCGAGAAUGGUUAAUGACACCAUUUCUCGAUUCUAACACACGGGCGAAAGAAAGAUACAAUACUGCACACAGAACAACACGAAGCACAAUUGAGAGAGCAAAUGGUGUCCUGAAGAAGAGAUGGCACUGUCAGAACUUAGGUAUGAUCCUGCACUUGCAUGCAAAAUCACCAUCUCCUGUAUUGUUCUGCAUAAUGUUGCAACAACUCUUGGACUGCCACAUCCAGAUUCUGAUACAGACAAUGAUGAAUCAGAUUCUUCAGAUUCUGAGUUGGAUGAUGGAAAUAAUGAGCAAGAUGGUGUGCAGUCGGGUCGUUUAGCACGGGACAGAAUAGUUUCAAGAUAUUUCCAGCAUUGACGGAGUCUGUUCAUUUGUUUAUCUGAAGAUGAGGAUCCAGAGUUUCCAGUGGGUGCUACGGUGCAAGAGCCUCCAGUGGAUGCUGUCAUGGUGGACUGUAAAGUGGGAGCAGUCAUGUUCUGGAGCCUUACGGUCUGUGCAUUGGUUGAGCUGCAACUCAACUCACUUGAACCUGUAAAAACAACAAAAUGAACUUCACUGCUGUGAUGUUCCAUGAGAUUUUCUGAUAGAGGCUGCAUAAAUAGAAAAAAAACUUGCUAAAUGCAUUCAUGUCAUCCCACUGUAACCUUGUACACAGGCACAAAGAAGCCUCCACUAUAACAAAGCCUGCCUUCCUGUGACUGAAAUAUUUGAAAUGCUAGUGGCUGUGUGUUGCACAUGCAAGGGGCAAUAAAAUCGUUACUUAUUCACAUACCAUACUGCUUGACCUUUUUGGCAGUAUGACUUGUCGUUGUUCUCGAUUGACCUACAAGGUCUUUUUGGUGUAGAAGCUGUAACAAAGUGUUUUUUCCCUUAAAUUUAAUGCACCUUUUGUAACAUGGCAUUGUUCUUUUCAGAAAAAGGAGACACAAAUUAAUGAACACAAAAACUCCUUCAUGUAAUUUUAAUGUUUGCAAAUUUCGUCAUUUACUCCAUACAUAAAACUAACUUUCCAGCCUCAGAAAGAUAAAAAUAUAAACAGUAAGGAUGGGAAACAUAGUUUCUGUAAAUUCAUACUAUAAAGUGACCAUUUGAGGGAAUUAAAAAUGUUAAGUGGAACAUUUGGCUUAACAGUGGAGAAGUAGAAUCUAUGACCUGCAGAAGACAGAUUUCAUUUUGAUGACAUCAUCAUUUUGUUCAUGUCCUUAUUUAUUUAAAAAAUUCAUUUGCAAUUAUUUACUGACUUUUUGGAAGUGAUGAUCCAGCCUCAUUUUCCUCAGGCAUGUCAAAAUAAAUGGCAUCAGCCAAAACUGGAAACCGCCCCAUGACACGGCCAUGUGUAUGGCCAUCAUGUAUGUGUGUGUGCUUGUGUUAUUGGAUUAUAGUUGGCUGGACAUAUGGAGAGCGACAACCCUGAGGGACGAUGAACUGUGAGUAACGUACUCAGCGAUUGCUUGUGCAGUCAUAAGUUAGAAAAUAGAACUGGAACCUCGUUGCUAGGAGAGAGUGCAAGGAUCUUUAUACUUUGUGAGAUAUUGGGCUGUUGAGACUGAUCGGCGAACUGCCCCUGAUGUAAGCAUUGCAUCUAUAGUUAGAAGUUCGUCGCCAUUAGAACGAGGCGUUGAGGCGAGUUGUUAUUAAUGCGUACUUGUCAUGCAGUGUGUAAAGUCCUGAGGCACUCGACAACGCAAUAGCCAAGAUUUGGGCAGCCUCAGGCAAUCGUUUUGUUGUGUGUUGAAAGAACACCCAUUUGUCUGGCUGAGUGAGUUGUUAAGCCACCCCUGCCGUGACCAUUUGUGUAGUAAGAGUAAGAGUCCAAAAAACCAAAUCUUUCAACAUCAUCAGCAAUACGUGACAAAGCAUAUUGUACAUUAUACACAAAAAAAUUCCCUUACAAUACAAACGCUCAGCUUCAUGAACAAAUAAACACAAAAGGUUAUGAGCAUAGUGCCAAUUAAGUAUUAAUAAGUUCUAUCUAAUGAUGUUCCAUAGGAAAUCCCACGGGCUGAGAAGACCUAGACACGUGACAAUGAAGACAGCAUCUUUGACGAGGUCUAGGCUGGAGGCAGUUUGACUCACUGAAAUUUCCAAAUGAUGCAAUUGUAAGAUGCCAGAAUUCUAAAAAUCCAAGUAACAAGUCGCACACUUCUGGAGCCAUGUAUCGCCUCGCCAUUUUUCCAGUGGAAAAGAACAGCACUCGGGGAAGUUGACGAUAUUUCUGUUCAAACUGUGUUCAGAACUGCCUAAGCUAUCGUAAUUAAUCAAUUAUUUUGCUAAAAAGAAGCACUGUAGACGUAUUAAAAAAACAAUGCAUGGGAUAAAUCUAUCCCAUACGUGCCAGGUGUUUUUGCGAGAGGUAGGACAAAUUUGACCUACUCGUUCAAGAAGGGUUUGACCAGGAAGGAACCGAGGGUAGGCCAUAUUUCUUUGUAUCAGCUUUUCUAUUAUGUAUGGGUCAUUUUUGCAUGUUUGUUAAUGUAAUCAAUCUAAUUACGAUUGUAUGCUUAUGCAUCUGUAUGUCUACAUAGGCUAUUUCUAAGGAUCAUUCUUCAAUGGACGUCCCACAACGUCUGAGAAGACCCAGAUAUGUGAUAAUGAAGAAAAGGAAGAAAUAAAAGGCUAUUUCUCAGAAUCUCUCUUUAAUUGAUGUCUCACGAGGGCUUAGCAGACCCAGACAUAUGACAAUAGAGAAGCUAUGGUCUUCCUGGACAUGACAACCACAGGACAGCAGCUCUAUACAGUGGAUUGCAUGACCACGGAGGAACAAGAGAAGCCACGGUCUUCCUGGACAUGACAACCACAGAACAGCAGCUCUAUACAGUGGAUUGCAUGACCAGGGAGGAACGAGAGAAACGAGUGGGACCGGAGACGCUGCACAGUCUCCAAGAAGCUCUGCUAUUGUAUGCAGAAAGCGACUCUACUGCAUUGAGCGGGGAGUGAGGCGCCGGGCUCGAGACGGCAAGGUGUGAGAUCCGGAGUCGGCGCGACGACGACGACGACGACGACACCAGCAACUGGAAGGAUGGUGGCCGAGUAGAGGAACCCUAAACAGCCAAAACAGCCAGAGAAGUCGUUACGACGACUGGAGCGCCGGGAGUGAAGGCCUAUCUUCCGAAACUCUACUGCUGUGUGUGGGGAGCGAGGAGGGCAAGAGCCGGCGUGAGAAACUUCAGGAGAGACCUGACUAGAGCAGAGCAGGUGCCAAGGACUGGGCACCAUCGUCACCCACGUCGAGGAACAGUAAGACUUUCCUACUCCUUAGAAGAAUUAUCAGGGUAAGAGCAUAGUAUUAAGUAGCGGUGCAUGUGCACCCUUAGUAUUGUCCCUAUGCGCAUCGAAAUCUGAACUUAUAUAGGUCCUAUAUAGGUUACCUAUCUUGACAGGGGAGAGUACUCUUACCAACCAAGGGCUAUAACCCCUAAUAAUGGCACGUGACUUUUAGCCAAUGGUGUAUUACGUGAUCGGAACUGCGCGCCAUUUGCAAAGCUGUGUUUCUACACUUUGAAUUAAGGUGACCAGACGUCCCGCUUUUGACCUCGUGUCCCGCCUGCUCAUCGGGUGGGACGCCCAAUGUCCCGCUUUCUGGCUUUCUGGCAAGUCCAUCAAAUGUCCCGGUUGUCUUUAAAAAUAACUUUUUUCGGCGUUCUUUGACGGUGACGACACCAUCAUCGGCACGUGUCCCGCUUUCGCCCCCGAAACGUCUGGUCACCUUACUUUGAAUUAUAAUUAAGCUUCUUCACCCGUCAAUUCCAAUACUGAUACAUGGGUUGGACUCUUCAAUAACAUCCUGGGCUGUGUGUGAGCUGGGAUCACCGCGCUUUGAGCGCAUCUUUGUGAUGCGGAUACUAGUGCGCUAUAAAACUACAUCAUCAUCAUCAUCAUGAGCUAUGCUGAUUAGGCUCAUAACCUUUCAUGUUUAUGUGUUCAAGAACAUUUGAAUGAUAGCUGGCUGCUGCCUUUUAAAGAUGAAAGUGGUCAUAGGACGUGCAACUGGCCCCCACGACCUGUUGAACCAGAUGCAAGCUUCAUUAAUUAGAGUUAUAAAGCCAGAUUCCUCAUGUUCUAUGCUUCCAGUUCUCCUGCACAAGUCAUUAAAAGCUACAGUCUUCCUGGACAUGACAACCACAGGACAGCAGCUCUAUACAGUUUAUUGCAUGACCAGGGAGGAACGAGAGGCCUGUAUACCUCUUCACAGGCUACUUCUCAGACUCUUCAAUUGAUGUACCACAAGCGAUGAGAGACCCAGACAUAUGACAAUAGAGAAGCUACGGUCUUGCUGGACAUGGCAACGACAGGACAGCAGCUCUAUACAGUGGAUUGCAUAACCAGGGAUGAACGAAGAGUAGCAUGUGUUUCUUUGCAUUAGCUGUUUUAUUUUGUGUGCUUUCUUGUGUUUUCUCUAAUUUUGAUUGUGUUCUCAGGCCUGUAUACCUCUUCACAGGCUACUUCUCAGACUCUUCAAUUGAUGUACCACAAGCGAUGAGAGACCCAGACAUAUGACAAUAGAGAAGCUACGGUCUUGCUGGACAUGGCAACGACAGGACAGCAGCU